GUCCAACAGCGAGACUGAAUUGUUCCAGUCCGGUCAAUCUAUAUGAAGAAAGCAACUUCGCAUGUUCAUGCAGAGCUGAAAAUGGUAACCCUCCAGCCAGUGUCACUUGGUAUAAUGAAGAUGAAGUACAGUUAGUUCAUGGGUACGAUGAGCAAACACUCAUUCUUAAAAAUGUUAGUGGAAAGGACAGUGGAACCUAUAAAUGUGUGGCCCGAAGUCACACUUUGUCAAAUAACAAAUCAAUUGAAGUAAUGGUAAUACUAAAUUAUAAACCAAAUGUUACAUCUGUCAUGUUCGAAACAGAAGAGGCUGUUCUUGGUAAACCACUUGUCGUAUCAUGUGUAUCAAAUGGUCUUCCUGAACCAGUUUAUUCCAUAUUCCAUAAUGGUUCUCUGGUCAGUUCAGGAGGACCAUACAAGAUCCCAGAAGUAGAGUGGAAACAUGCUGGGAUAUAUACAUGCAAUGCAAGGAAUAAACUUGGGAGUCAUUCAGGGUCUGCCAAUUUAACCGUAGUAGCAAAAGGAACAACGACCAAACCUACGAACCCAUCAACAACCACAGCAACCACAGCAACCAUUGGUGAUAACGGAACAGAUCCGAUUCCACCUACAGUUAUAAGUUUCACAUCAAUUCCAAAAAAGACUUUACUUGGAGAAUCAGUUGUAAUAACAUGCGAAGCUCUUGCUGUUCCUCUACCAAGAUACACCAUAAUCCAUAACGAUACUGUGGUCGUCAGUACCCACAAGACGUAUAUUAUAACAGUUUUAAAAUACAGUCAGGCUGGGUCCUACAAAUGCAUUGCAACAAAUCAAUUUGGAAAUAGUUCACAGGCCUUCAAUUUGUCUGUUGUUGAGUUACCAACAACGAAGAUUCCUGAUACGAAGUCAAAAGCUUCUGCAAAAGAGAUAACAGCUGCGUGGUAUAUUAUUUUGGUUUUAUUGCUGACCGGAUUUAUCAUUGGAUGUAUUUUCUCUUUCAUUAUCUAUCAUUCCCGUCGAAAAAUUCAAAGUAGAAAAACGCAAUCAAGCCCAGAGUCCCCAACUACAAUAUCUCGCGUUGAUUCAACUUAUCAAGAACUGGAUCUGAGAAAAAUGAACACAGAAGAGAAUUAUCAAUCGUUGGCUGGGAAUGCUGCUGCAAGAAACAAAGUUGGAGAUGAAUGUGAUAACUCAACUUACACGGAGCUGAACACAUCCAGAGAUGAGGGGAACAAUUAUCAAUCUUUAACUUCAUGUUAGAAGUAAAAUGGAGUUUCCAGCUUAGCUAAGCCUUGUAAUAUUGCUUAACAAGGGCCUUUUUCGCCGGAAACCAUGUAAAUGGUUAG
This is a messenger RNA of Dendronephthya gigantea, 1324 nucleotides long. Its product is annotated as contactin-4-like. The coding region runs from base 252 to 1238 and encodes 328 amino acids. The transcript has 6 exons. NCBI's taxonomy places the organism in Eukaryota, Metazoa, Cnidaria, Anthozoa, Malacalcyonacea, Nephtheidae. The record is from RefSeq and is a predicted model, not a curated record.